Periconia digitata is the source of this 417-nucleotide messenger RNA. Lineage: Eukaryota; Fungi; Ascomycota; Dothideomycetes; Pleosporales; Periconiaceae. The record is from the annotation of a GenBank genome assembly.
AUCCAUGUCAUGGCUCGUGCAAGUCUGACGAUAGCCUCUGACUUGGGUAAAAAAGAAGGUUGCUUCGCCAGUCCUUUUACCUGGGGCAAUCCCAGGUGGACACUUGUUUGCGUCUGCCAAAAAAGACAGAAAAUGAUUUGCAAAAAAGGGCUCAAAAGUGACAAAAAAAUCGCCCGAUCCGAGGAUCGAUCACCGGACCUGUCAUACGAAUUAGCUCUUCCGGUGAGGGUUUGUCCGCUGGCAUAGAUUAUAUGUUGCAUCAAAAAAAGAUGUUCUGUGGUAAAUGGUGGUGGUGAUACCACUGGGGAGCGCGGUUGGGGGAGGUUGCAGCUUUGUGGGAGGCGAGGGAGAUUGUUGUCGAAUGUGGACAGUGCGCAGCUGUUGCGGAAGGUACGUGGGUUGAGUGCUAACAACAUU